Messenger RNA from Exophiala oligosperma, 1391 nucleotides. RefSeq lists its product as uncharacterized. The transcript is spliced from 7 exons. NCBI's taxonomy places the organism in Eukaryota, Fungi, Ascomycota, Eurotiomycetes, Chaetothyriales, Herpotrichiellaceae. The record is from RefSeq and is a predicted model, not a curated record. The coding region runs from base 399 to 1391 and encodes 330 amino acids.
CGGGGGCUCCUGGCCAUCUAAACUGGCAACAUCUGAAAAUCUCAGAAGUAACAGUGCAUUCCCUGAUGUGGCAUCCUCGAUAACGCCCUAAACCUUGGAGUUGUUUAUGCCCGCAACUAAUGGUCUCCCAUUGUUGAGAUAUCUACUAAAAGUCCAACAUAAUCGAUACGAGCUACUCACAAUGAUGCCAAAUUCGACAUGGCCCUAAGAGUGCAGCCACUCAAUCGGCUUAUCACCUUGCGCCGGUGUUUGUUCCUUCAGCAUGCGAGAACCGCUUUCCUACCGUUCUCAAAUGCAUCGUCCUUCCUCCGCCCGUAUCCUCCUCUUCGCCUUCCCGAAGUCACCGAGUCCCCAAGAGCAGUUCAUUACUGGGGCAUGGAUGCUUAGUGUCCGGCAUUAUGGAUCUCCUUAAUAAAGCACAACCGCAGAGCUCCAAUUCUCAAUUCUUCCUCGAGACGUCGGUCCCGAACGUAGAGCGAAUCGUUCGGGCAAGGCGGGAGAACAGCUCAUUGCAAAUCUGCCAAUGCCAGGCCGAAAAACGAAAUCUCGAAGAGGCGCUAGAGAUCCUGGACGGCAUGGAAAAAAUGGUUGCGCUAGAGGGGGGACCGAAGCAGCAUAGGUUGUCAAAAGUCUCGUCUAUCAAAUCGCGGGUCAGCCAGGCGGUGCGACCAACCACAGACGACGAUACGGGAUUGAAGGUGCUGCGGGAGCCGACACCGAGCCCGGACCAAGAUGGAAAGACGAUUAUCGAUAUCGUCGCCGUCCACGGCCUCGGAGCGCACCCCGGCGACACCAGGAGCAAGAAACGCGGUGAGGGUGGUGAGGACCGUUGGGUCAACUGGCUUCAAGAGGAGAAGAUGCUACCGGUAGUGAUACUAAACGCACGCAUCAUGCGAACAAUCGGCUCGGACGGUGGCACCAAGGCUUCUUUUUUCACUGAGAUGGAAGCGAAAGGUAAAAAAGAGAUAAGCUUCUGGACGUGGAGUGGACUGAUAGGAGAAGAGCUGCGUGGAUCGACCGCUGUAUGCGACGCCUACCACGACAGUAAGGAGUGGCCCGGCGUGUUAGAUGCGGUCAGAGGGCUGGUGUUCUUCGGCACGCCGUUCCGCGGGGCGGACGGAAUGAGUCAAAGCGAAAUGGUGCAGGCGGCGGCACGAGAGUUUGCAGAAGAAGAUAUCGAAAGCGAGCCCCUCCAUAUCCUCGACCCGGGCAAUGAGCUGCUGCAAGAUCUGGUGGAUGAUUUUCAGAAGAGGGUGUGGACACAAAUGCCUCACGCACGCAUCGCGUGUUUCUUCGAGCUCCAAGCGAGCGAGAUUGGAGCAAUCGUCGGGAGGCAGAGACCAAAGACGUUCGCUGUCAAUGAACGAUCUGGAUGUCAGGAAACGUGUUGA